CUUUUAUUAACAGCGAAAGGGAAACGAGUGUGGCAAGGGGCGGCCGUCGACCUGAGAACACACUGGCCGAACAGGGAGGGAGAGAGAGUGAGAGAGACGAUGUGGAGAAGGGUUUGCGUCGCCCCUCGGCGAUCCGCUCUCGCGAAACCCCAUCCGUCGUCCGCCCCCCUUCGCGGCCGCGCCCUCUCCCCCUUCCCGCCCUCCCCGAAGCCGGCAGUGUUCUUCUCCUCCGUUUCAGGUGAUGGAUCGUUGAAGAAGAGGGUGGAGGACGUGAUGCCGAUUGCCACCGGGCUCGAGCGCGAGGAGAUCCAGGCCGAACUGGAGGGAAAGAAGCGGUUCGAUAUGGAUGCCCCCGUAGGCCCCUUCGGCACCAAGGAAGCACCUGCUGUCAUCCAAUCUUAUUAUGACAAGAGGAUAGUUGGCUGUCCUGGUGGUGAAGGUGAGGAUGAACAUGAUGUUGUCUGGUUUUGGUUGGAGAAAGGCAAGCCUCAUGAAUGCCCUGUGUGCUCACAAUACUUUGUGCUGGAAGUGAUUGGUGAGGGAGGGCCCCCAGAUGGACAUGGUGAUGAAGAUGAUCACUGAACGUGGAGCUGAAUCAUGCAAGAAAUAAAAAUUGGUGAGGGGGGAAGUCUCUCUGUUGUGUAGCUUCAGACAACUUUUUGGUAUCUUCAAUUUUCUUGCCCAAGUGUGGCUUAUGUUUUUGCUUGUAUUUUUCUUUUUGGCUACCAUCAAUUAUCAAUGGACUCUUGGGGUUUUAGUGCAUUGUCAAAUAAUAUACUGGCCACAUUAGAGACCUCAUUCUUUCUUGAUAAGAGUGUCAGAUUGAUGAAGGUUUGUCUGUUUUGAACAUAUUAUAGUGGUCUAUUUGUGUUUGCUAAAACCAACUUCUUAGGGCUACCAAUGUAACAACUUUUUAGACUCUGUUGGCCUUUAGGAUCCAUUCCUACUGAUGUUGCCAGCUUUUGGUGAAGUCGGUGGCUGCUUUAUACCGUGACAACAUUAAUUUUAAAGACUUGAGAUAUUUUGAUGUUA
This is a messenger RNA of Musa acuminata subsp. malaccensis (wild Malaysian banana), 1032 nucleotides long. Its product is annotated as putative cytochrome c oxidase subunit 5b-like. Lineage: Eukaryota; Viridiplantae; Streptophyta; Magnoliopsida; Zingiberales; Musaceae. Gene Ontology annotation, biological process: mitochondrial electron transport, cytochrome c to oxygen. Gene Ontology annotation, cellular component: mitochondrial envelope. The record is from RefSeq and is a predicted model, not a curated record.